Messenger RNA from Symbiodinium pilosum, 802 nucleotides. The record is from the annotation of a GenBank genome assembly. NCBI's taxonomy places the organism in Eukaryota, Dinophyceae, Suessiales, Symbiodiniaceae.
AUGUGCGAAGGCAACUGCCCGCCGAUGCUUCGUGGGAAUGCAGUAACUCGCGGUCCUUACCUCCCCGCGUGGUCGGGAAUUGUGCCGCAUGUGCUGCUGAGAGAUUGGUUCGACGCAAACGAUGCGUCAUCCGUGGUGAAUUUUUUCGGAUCACCGUGGCUUCGCAAAGCUUUCGAAGCAGCGGAUCGAUCCAAGAGGGGGCAGUUUGUGACUCUUCUGUCACGGGCUGCCUAUGCCGAAGUGCUGCGGCCAGGGGCGCGGGCCCUCAGAGCUCCGUGGCAGAAAGUGUUUGAGAAUUUUCCAGAGUUGGGCAUCUUCCGGGCGCUGCUGACUCAUGUCAGGAGGCGUCUUUGGGAAGAUGCGCGGGAUCGAAGCCGUAGCAGGAGCCGGGAGCGGAAGCCCAAGGAGCCGAAGAAUGAAAAGAAGCAGGAGGGCAUUCGUUUCAUCGUCAAGAAUGCCGGCCUGCUUCCAGCAUCGGAGUUGGAAGAGCACUUUCAAACCUUCGGCAACGUGCUUUCCUGUAACGUGCUCAUCGACAAGCGGACCAAGAAAUCCCGCGGAGUCGCUUUCGUUGCGAUGAGGCCAGAAGGCUACUAUGAGGGUCGGCCGAUUACGGAAGAGAGCAUGAAAGAAUGGGUGUUGCAUGAGACGCACAUUGUGGGGCACAUGAAGCUGGAGGUCACACUGGCCGAGGUCAAGCAGGAGAAGGAGGAGGACGAAGAUCGAAAAAGAGAGGAGCGCGUGGAAGAGAGGAGGCGUUCGCGAGUGGAGAAGGAGCAGCGCAUGAGCCGCACUCUGGGAG